CUGAGAUGCUAACUUCUUCCUCAUGGAUGACUGAGAGCGGGACCAGAAAUCCUGUCAUGUGGCAGAAAAUGAAUGGGUGGAGCACUCUUUGCUUAUAUGCGUCUUUGCCAUAUGCGCUUUUGUUGCGAAUUGUGGAUUAAGAGCAAGUACAAAAUCUUACCCGGAAAAGAAAGAAGAGGCUAAAUAAAAGUAAAGGCUGGAUAAAAGGAGCAAGCUGCAUGCUGGCACUAUUUUGGAACAUCAUUACGGAAUGUUUUUUUCCAUUUCUUCAGCUGUCCUGCCUGAAAACAACAUCUCUGGUCUUUAAUGCUCAUUUUCCUGGCAUCCAUGAUUUUGGAAACUUCAUGUAAGGACAACAUGUUACGAAAAAUAAAGACACAUCAGACUUUAACCAAACUCAAAUUAUUUUAGUAAAACAGUUUUUUAUACCAGUAAAAAACUAAUAAAUGGAACUCAUAUUCAUAAUUUGUCAAUGGUUGUUCAGCACAAGGGCUUGACAUUCAGGGAUGGGUGAAUGGACUUGGGAAGGCUAUUGGAAAGAACCUGGAAUUUUUUACUGCGAACAAAGACAUAUCAGUUUUACUUAUAUAUUUUUUGAAUUUUGACUUUGUUUUUGUUUUUUAUCACUUGUGGAAUAUUCUUGUUUGAAUACAGACUAAAUUUGUGAACCAUACUGGAACGAGGGAAUGGAGAGUAAGCCCAUCAAUACAUUUUCUGACAAAUUAACAAACCUUUUUAAUCACCAUGAAAAACAUGAACUUCAAACACUGACUGAGGAGUCGGACAGUCCAGAUUUGACUUCUUUUUGCUUGUUGACUAAGGAAAGAGAGGUUAAUGGUCAACAAAAAUUUGUUCAAAGGCAGGGUGGUUUUGAUGAUCAAGGGGAGGAUUUUGCUAUAAUUGUUAAGGUUUUACCUCCAAACGCUGAGGAAGACAGGACAAAGGACCAUGUCAACAGACCGGAGUAUCAGAAUGUUAAUGAAAUCGAUUUUUCUUCAGAAAAGGAGGAAGUGGACUUAGACCUCAAUGUUAUGCACCAGAGAGAUAAUUACAGUAAAACAUCAGUUGUGCGCCAGACUGUCCAGGAUGUAACAGAUGGUCAAGCUGACACACCAUCUAAAUCACUUAGCAAAGUCUCAGCCAGUGGCAGUGCUAACAGACUGGACAAACAACUUGAGGAUCCAGUAAUCGGUACAGUGGAUAAUAAAGAUCCUGUUUUCAGAGAAGGACACAGACUCAAUCAGGACAUAUCUGCAAAUGAGACAGUUGUUGUGGAAUCAGAUAACUCCAGCAAUGAGGAGCUGUUUGCUGAGGAAGAACCAUUAAAAGUGAGAGUCCAUACAGACAUUCAAAGCAGAAAUGAUUUUUUAAUAAAAGAGCCUUUCAAUUCAUCCGCAAAUAACGGAAUUUCAGUGCAAAGUCACCGGGAAGUAUCUGCUCCUGAGAGCAAAAUAGAGUCUGGUGGAAAUCUUCAAAACACUGCAGAUGUUCCAGAUGAGGUAACCAAAUCUGGUGUAAAUGAACAAACUUUGACUAACCGCAAGGCAUCUGCAAACAUGGACGUUCAGAACACAUUAGCGCACUGUGAAGUUCAUGAUCUCACUAAAAAGGUUCUUUCAUCAAACUCACCUGUGAACACCAGAACUGUGGUCAUCACCCUUACACGUGUUGAAGCUCUUUCUGCUGAACCGUGUGUUGAUACUAAAGAGAUCCAACUGAGAGAUGAGACUGCAGGUAGCCAAGCUAUUUGCAAUGAAAGCAGCGCAAGUUCAGACAGCAUUUUUGUGCACGUCCAUCCACCUACCACAAGCCAGGAGAACCAAAUUAGAUAUUCUGAGGCUGGAGGUGUGAUUUUAACAGGUUCUGACCUCUGUGACACUGAAGAACACAGUUCCAGUUCGUCUGAGCUAGUUAAUAAGACUAAUUCAGAAACAGAACCGGUGCUUUCAGUCAUCCAGGUGGAGACAAAAAUGCAUGCAGAGGGAGAUAUUAAUAAAGAGAGUGUGAAAGAAGACACCAUGUUAGAUACAGAUUCAUCGUCCACUGAGAAAACCACAAAAGACCAAAGCAUACUCUCCCCCACAGUAGUAAAAGAGAAACCGCUCCAACUGUCGUCCCUCUUCACUGGGCUGCUCAGCCCCAAGAAAGAAGCACUUGAGGAAAAUGAAACUACAGAGCAGCCCCAAAGCCCUACCAAACGAGGACUUUUUACCGAUCAGUCUAAGAAAGAAGUCAAGGGAGACUUCCUGGAACAGCUUACUCAAUUCCUCAGCAAGGGGGAAGGGAAGAGAAAGCAAGAGAGCAAGUCAAGCCCCCCACUGUCUCCAAUCGGUCAGGACCCUGCUGAAAAGCCAGAGACUACUGUAGAGGAGCCGGUCAUUCCCCAGUCUGAGGAAACCAACAAAUCUACAAAUGCAGAGACGGCCUUAGGUGCAUUGAAGGCUUUUUUCACGGUUAAAUCUGCCAAAAAAGACACUUCAAAUCGCAUGGACCGGGACAUUGUAAAGAAGAAGAUCAACAGGGACAAAGACGUCCUCAGAGCUUUCUUUGACAGGAACUCAAGCAAGUCUCCAGACAACAAAGAAACUAAAGCUGAUGUGAGUGAGGAGCACACCCCAAAGCGACUUCAGACUAUCUGGCCACCACCAAAACUGAAAAAUGACGAGGAGAAGAUUGGUCUCAAAUACACGGAAGCUGAGCAUCAGGCUGCUCUUCUGCAACUAAAAAGAGAAUGUAAUGAAGAAGUGGAGAAGUUACAGGCCGACUUCAAACUUGAGCUCUUCCGGUUAAAAGAGAAGAACGAAAAGGAUCUGUCCAGACAAGCGGUAACCAUUGCAAGCUUACAAAGAGAGAAAGACAAAAAUCUUCACAGAAAUCACAGAGAUGUUGCUGUGUCCACUGACGACAACAUCAAAACACGGACUUUCCACUCUGUGUGCAUUCAGACCGACAGAGAGACAUUCAUCAGGUCUGAGGAGGCCAAGGAAGCGAGUCUUGACCCCCUUCCUAAAAAUGCUGACCUCAACUCAACAAAAAACUUUACUGAAAGACAAAAGACAGUUCUUCCACCAGCUGCCCCACCUGUAUCACCUCAGUUACAGAUGAAUAGAAACAAGAUUCCCCCUCCCCCUCCCCCUCCCCCUCCACCUGGCCCUUGCAUUCCUAAUAUAUCUACACUUCCUGCUCCGCCACUGGAUACACCAAGUAUGCCUCCUCCACCUGGCCCUUACAAUCCUAAUGUACCUCCACUUCCUGCUCCGCCACUGGAUAAGCUAGGAAGUGUGCCUCCUCCUCCUCCUCCACCUGGUCCUUGUACUUCUAUUGUACCUCCACUUCCUGCUCCGCCCCUGGAUAAGCCAGGAAGUGUGCCUCCUCCUCCUCCUCCUCCUCCUCCUCCUCCACCUGGUCCUUGUACUUCUAUUGUACCUCCACUUCCUGCUCCGCCACUGGAUAAGCCAGGAAGUGUGCCUCCUCCUCCUCCUCCACCUCCACCUGGUCCUUGUACUCCUAAUGUGCCUCCACUUCCUGCUCCUCCACUGGAUAAGCCAGGAAGUGUGCUUCCUCCUCCUCCACCUCCUCCUCCACCUCCACCAAUGACAGGAUGUGGUCUUCCACCGCCACCACCCGUUCUCCACUCGAUCUCCAAUCCCCCUCAUGGAGUUGGUAUCUUCCUCAGUACAGCAGCAGACAAUCCUCCUCGCAAACGUUUAGUGGAGCCAAUCUGUCCAAUGAAAUCGCUCUACUGGACACGAAUACAGAUUCAAGAUAACAGGAGCAAUAUGCUGUGGAGUUCCCUGGAAGAGCCACAGAUAAUAAACACCAAUGAUUUUGCGGAACUGUUUGCUAAAGCCACAUCGCCCACCAAAAGAAAGCCCCUAUCCGAAGCCUAUGAGAAGAAAACCAAAGCCAGGAAGGUUAUUAAAUUACUGGAUGGCAAGCGCUCUCAGGCUGUGGGCAUCUUAAUCUCAAGUCUCCACCUGGAGAUGAAGGACAUCCAGCAAGCUGUUUUGAAUCUGGACAAUUCUGUGGUUGACUUGGAUGCUAUCGAAGCCCUGUAUGAAAAUAGAGCUCAGCCUGAGGAGUUAGAGAAGAUUAAGAAACACUAUGAAACCUCAGACGAGGAGCAGGUCAAACUACUGGACAAGCCUGAACAAUUCCUGUAUGAACUCUCCCAGGUCCCUGAGUUCUCCAGUCGAGUUCACUGUUUAAUUUUUCAGUCGAAGUUCACCGACGCCGUUGCCUCCAUGCAGCGCAAGACCGAGAUUAUUCUACACGUCUGCAAGUGUCUUUUGGAGAAAGUUAGUGUGAGGGAGGUGAUGGGACUGGUGCUUGCUCUGGGAAACUACAUGAAUGGAGGGAGCAGAGCUAGGGGACAGGCCGAUGGCUUUGGGCUUGAGAUUCUUCCCAAGCUUAAGGAUGUCAAGAGCAGGGAAAAUCACAUUAGUCUGUUGGACUACAUUGUUUCCUACUAUCUGCUUCACUAUGAUGAGAACGCUGGGACAGAAAAGAGCAUCUUUCCUUUGCCUGAACCUCAAGAUGUUUUCCUUUCUUCUCAAGUGAAGUUCGAUGACCUCUCAAAGGAUCUCAGGAAGAUGUACAGAGACUUGACAGUUUGUGAAAAGGAUGCUCUAACCGUGUGUACCAACUCAUCUCAAGAGCACAUACAUCCCUUCAAGGAGAAAAUGGACUUGUUCAUUGCCAACGCACAAAAAGAGCUAACUGCUGUGGAACACCAAGUGAUAUCAGCACGUAAAAGCUUCUCUUACCUAGUGGAGUAUUUUGGGCUGCAGUCACGUUCCGGGGAGCAAGAGAUUACGCCAGGCCAUGUUUUCACAUUUUGGUUUGAAUUUUGCAAUGACUUCAAGAUCAGAUGGAAGAGAGAGAACAAGGUCAUAUCCAAACUGAGAAUUAAAGAGGCCCAACAGUCAGUGCGCAACAUGACAGCAGAGAAAAAGAUUGAGACCAGAAGGGCCAAUGCCAAUGGACUGAAAGAGAGACUGCGUCUGAAAGAAGCAAGUCUGACCACCAGCUGACCCUUUCUCCUGACUGCACGUUACUGGCCAGGAUGACAGCCUGUCUGUCAAAUUAGUGUAUCACAUUUAUGACCCAAAGAUCCCUUCGACUACGGUUUAGAUAUGAAUUAAUGCUGU
Messenger RNA from Pimephales promelas (fathead minnow), 5150 nucleotides. RefSeq names its product formin 1 (gene fmn1). Gene Ontology annotation, biological process: actin nucleation; cortical actin cytoskeleton organization. Gene Ontology annotation, molecular function: microtubule binding; actin filament binding. The record is from RefSeq and is a predicted model, not a curated record. Gene Ontology annotation, cellular component: actin filament; cytoplasm; cytoskeleton. NCBI's taxonomy places the organism in Eukaryota, Metazoa, Chordata, Actinopteri, Cypriniformes, Leuciscidae.